AUGGGCUACGCCGACCCCUCGGCCAACCGGGAUUUACUCGGGAAUCGAACUUUGUUCUUCAUCUUCAUCUGCGCCUUUGCCGUGGUGACCUUGCUGCAACAAAUCCUAUAUGGCCGAAACUACAUCAGGAGAGGACUGCAGUUUAGCUGGCACAGUGGGGAGGAGAUGGCCAACUGGACCAACGGGCCCUCUAAUGUCACGGAAGACAGAGCAUUGCAGAGCAGCAGUGACACCAGCACCAGGUACUUUGAAUUUUAUGAGGGACCUUUCGAAUAUAACUCUACCAGAUGCCUGGAACUUCGCCAUGACAUUCUGGAGGUGAAGGUGCUGUCCAUGGUGAAGCAAUCAGAGCUGUUUGACAGGUGGAAGAGUCUCCAGAUGUGCAAAUGGGCGAUGAAUAUCUCAGAAGCCAACCAGUUCAAGUCCACUCUUUCCAGGUGCUGUAAUGCUCCUUCCUUUCUCUUCACCACCCAGAAAAACACCCCUCUGGGCACAAAGCUCAAGUAUGAGGUAGACACGAGUGGCAUCUACCAUAUCAACCAGGAAAUCUUCCGCAUGUUUCCCAAGGACAUGCCGUACAAUCGCUCUCAGUUUAAGAAGUGUGCAGUCGUGGGGAAUGGAGGCAUCCUGAAGAACAGCCGGUGUGGGAGAGAGAUUGAUAGUGCAGACUUUGUGUUCCGGUGUAAUCUACCCCCGAUCUCAGAGAAGUACACUGAGGACGUUGGGGCAAAGACUGAUGUUGUUACUGUGAACCCCAGCAUCAUAACAGAGAGGUUCCACAAGCUGGAGAAGUGGAGGCGACCUUUCUACCAGGUGUUGCAGGUCUACGAGAAUGCCUCGGUGCUUCUUCCAGCCUUCUACAACACCCGUAAUACCGAUGUCUCCAUCCGGGUCAAGUAUGUGCUGGAUGACUUUGAGUCCCCACAGGCGGUCUACUAUUUCCACCCUCAGUAUCUGAUCAACGUGUCCCGCUACUGGCUCAACCUUGGUGUGCGUGCCAAGCGCAUCAGUACAGGCCUCAUCCUGGUGACAGCGGCCCUGGAGCUCUGUGAGGAGGUUCACUUGUUUGGCUUCUGGGCCUUUCCCAUGAACCCCUCGGGACUCUUCAUCACCCACCACUACUAUGACAACGUGAAGCCUCGCCCUGGCUUCCAUGCCAUGCCAUCCGAGAUCUUUAACUUUCUCCACCUGCACAGCCGGGGCAUCCUCCGAGUCCACACAGGCACCUGCAAUUGCUGCUGA
Vombatus ursinus (common wombat) is the source of this 1242-nucleotide messenger RNA. It is a transcript of the gene ST8SIA5, whose product is annotated as ST8 alpha-N-acetyl-neuraminide alpha-2,8-sialyltransferase 5. Bases 1 to 1242 code for a protein of 413 amino acids. NCBI's taxonomy places the organism in Eukaryota, Metazoa, Chordata, Mammalia, Diprotodontia, Vombatidae. The record is from RefSeq and is a predicted model, not a curated record. The transcript has 8 exons. Gene Ontology annotation, biological process: oligosaccharide metabolic process; N-glycan processing. Gene Ontology annotation, molecular function: alpha-N-acetylneuraminate alpha-2,8-sialyltransferase activity.